Molecule: messenger RNA, 885 nt
Organism: Anguilla rostrata (American eel)
Lineage: Eukaryota; Metazoa; Chordata; Actinopteri; Anguilliformes; Anguillidae
Gene: ube2c
Product: ubiquitin-conjugating enzyme E2C
Exons: 7
Coding region: 210-728 (172 amino acids)
Source: RefSeq, a predicted model, not a curated record
UGGGCGGUGAAACCGUUUUAAGGGAAAAGUUUAAACAGAGGGGCGGGAUAAAAAUCGAAAUUGAAUAGCGCAUUAUAGCAAGCAUAGCACAACGCUUUAGAGGAAGACGGGACAAAGUGACAGAGCACAUCUGGUGAUCGAUAACUGUACUCGGUAUACGUGGCAUUCCUAGAUCUAUCCGGUUAUAUCGUUUGGAAUAAGUUGGAAUAAUGGCCUCUCAGAAUAUGGAUCCUGCUGCAGCCACUUCUACUGCAGCGCUGAAAGGUAGCGAAACUGGGGGAAGCGCAGCCCGAGGAUCAGUCUCUAAGAGGCUACAACAGGAAUUGAUGACCCUAAUGAUGUCUGGAGACAAGGGAAUUUCAGCUUUUCCAGAAUCUGAUAACCUUUUCAAGUGGAUUGGGACUAUAGAUGGCGCACAGGGAACGGUUUAUGAAGGUUUGAGGUACAAGCUCUCCUUGGAAUUCCCCAGUGGCUAUCCCUACAAAGCACCCAGGGUAAAGUUCAUCACCCCCUGCUACCACCCCAACGUUGAUGAGCAUGGCUUCAUUUGCCUGGACAUCCUGAAAGAGAAGUGGUCAGCCCUGUAUGAUGUGCGUUCAAUACUGCUGUCCAUCCAGAGUUUGCUCGGAGAACCCAACAACGACAGCCCAAUGAAUGCUGGCGCUGCUGUGCUUUGGGAUGACCAGGAGGCCUACAAAGCCCGUUUGCACGCAACCUACAAGAACUGACGAGUGAGACCUCUGCCUCUCCUUCCGUUUUAUUUUUGUGUGUCUCUCUCUUCCCUUUCUGAUGGCGUACAAUUAUGUAAAUCUUUCAUUGUUUCUGUGUAUGUACAGUUGUUUAUUUUGUAUUAAACGUGAUAAUAAAGACAUUUCUGGUAAAAUA